AUGGCAGAUGAUAAUGAGAAUAAUGAGAUUAUACAAGAUAAAACAACGAGCGAUUUAAUUAUCAAUAAUGAAAUAGAAAAUGAGGAACCAAAGGAUCAAAAGAACAAUCAAUCAAAUGAAAGUCCAAGCAAUGAUCCGGAACUUAUUGAUGAUUUAAAGGCAAAAAACGAGAAAGAAUUGGAAAUUGAAAUAACAGAGGAAGAUAAAGUUGAAAUAAACGAAACCAACGAAGAACAGGAUGUUGAGGAAGAUGAUUUUGAUGAUUUCGACGAUUUUGAAGAAGCAAAAAUUACAAACAACAACAAAGAUCAACAAAAUGAAAGCGGCAACGACGACGACGACGAAGAUGAUGACGACGAUUUUGGUGAAUUUGAUGAAUUUGAUGAAUAUGAAUCACCAACAACAGUUUCAAAUAAUAAUGAAAAUGAAAUAGCAAUUCCAGAUUCAUCAUUUACAAAUAAAUUAGAAUUUGAAAAAAGUUUAACAAAAUUAAUGAAUAAAUUGUUUAUAAAUCCUCAUCAAUUUCAUUCUACUAAGCUGGAAGAAGAAGACGAACAAGAAGACGAACAAGAAGACGAACAAGAAGACGAAAAACAAGAAAAACAAGAAAAAGAAGAUACAAAUACUUUACUUAAUGAAAGAUCUCAAACAAUAUAUAAUCAAAUUUCUAAAAUUCCAUAUUUACAACCUUCAAAUUGGUUAAAACUGGAUAUAAGACAUAAUUUAUUAAUAAAAUUAGGUAUACCCAUAAAUUUAGAUGAAUUAAAACCUAUGACAUCAAAUACGACAAACAAUAAUUCAUCGAAUCUAACACAACAAUCAAACCCAUCUACAUCUUCUUCUUCUUUAUUAGGUGUACCAACAACAAGCUCAACUCAUUCAAGAAAAAAAUCAAUAACUGAAAAUGAUUUAAUUUGGACAACACCCAUUCCAAAAUUUGAAGAUUUGAAACUAACAAAUGAUGACAAAGAUUUAUUACUCAAGCAAACAAAAGAUAUAAUAUCAAAAUAUGAAAUAAAUUUAAUGGAAAAUUCUUCAUUUGAAUACUUAGCUAAUUUAAAUAAUGAUACAAAACUAGAUGAAAAAUUAACACAAUUUAAAAAUUUAAAAGAAGAGUUAGUGAAGCUAAAUUCUAUUUGGUUAAAUCAACUUGGUUCUUUAAGAAAUGAUUAUGAAAUUUAUGAAAAUUAUAUUCAAAGUUGUAUUGGAUAUUCUCAAAAAUUAAGAAGAGAAGAGAUAUUAGAAAAUUUAAAAAAAUUAAAUAAGAGUAAACAAAAAAGUAAAAGAGGUCAUAAAUAG
Lodderomyces pseudojiufengensis is the source of this 1299-nucleotide messenger RNA. RefSeq lists its product as uncharacterized. Bases 1 to 1299 code for a protein of 432 amino acids. The transcript has a single exon. Lineage: Eukaryota; Fungi; Ascomycota; Pichiomycetes; Serinales; Debaryomycetaceae. The record is from RefSeq and is a predicted model, not a curated record.